CUUUCCUAGGGGAAGAGAGGACGGCCCCGUAGAUCCCGCCGAGCUCCCGCCUGCACCAAGAGGACGGGCCGUGACCAGCCACAAUGAGAGCUCCGACCCCCGCCUGAUCCUGUUGCUGCUGAUAAAAAUGAUCAACAAGUCUCGAGGGAAGAUACUCGGGGUGCUGGCUCUGUUUCUGGUGAUGGUUUGGUACUCGAUCUACCGGGAAGACAGGUACACACAGCUCUUUUAUUUCCCUGUGCAAGAAAACAACAAGACAACGUGUCCCCUUGGGGAGGUGGAAAAGAAAGCGGCGCAGCUCAUUGGGAACUACACCAGGGACCACCCCCUGUUCUUGCAGCUGAAGGACUAUUUUUGGGUGAAGACGCCGUCGCUCUACGAGCUGCCCUACGGCACCAAGGGAAGUGAAGACGUCCUCCUGCACCUGCUGUCCAUCACCCAUCACUCCCUGCCUGAGAGCAUCCAGAGCCUGAAGUGCCGGAGGUGUGCUGUGGUGGGCAACGGCCCCCGGCUCCGCAACAGCUCCAUGGGGGACACCAUCAACAGCUACGAUGUGGUGAUCAGGCUGAACAACGCCCCGGUCCAUGGCUACGAGCAGGACGUGGGCACCAAGACCACCAUGCGCCUCUUCUACCCCGAGUCAGCCCACUUCGACCCCCGGGCCGAGAACAACCCCGACACGCUGCUGGUGCUCGUGCCCUUCAAGCCCUCGGACUUCCAGUGGAUGGAGGCCAUCCUUAAUGACAAGAAGAGGGUUCGGAAGGGGUUUUGGAAACAGCCCCCGUUGAUCUGGGACGCCAAGCCGGAGCAAGUGCGCGUCCUCAAUCCCUACUACAUGGAAGUAACUGCUGCUAAACUGCUCAACCUCCCCAUGAAGCAACCACGGAAGGUCAAACAGAAGCCCACCACAGGGCUGCUGGCCAUCACCUUGGCGCUGCACUUCUGUGACCUGGUGCACAUCGCGGGCUUUGGCUACCCCGAUUCGGCCAACAAGAAGCAAACCAUCCACUACUACGAACAGAUCACACUCAAGUCCAUGGCUGGGUCGGAGCACAACGUGUCACACGAGGCCGUGGCCAUCAAGCGGAUGCUGGAGCUGGGACUCGUCAAGAACCUCACCUACUUCUGAGGGUGGCACAGGGACACCGUCCCCCUCAGUGAGGGGACACUGUGCUGGCAUGGCCAGAGUGACCGAGGGCACAGCAUCCUUGUCACCACUGCCACCACCACGCCCUGGGACUCUCGGAGCGGGGCUGGGGCUGGGGGGCCGCGCUGGACCGUGGGUGCCCAGGGUGGGGCAGCUCUUGGGGUGCAGGGAGCCCGGCGGGGCCGUGGCACAGCGCCUUUUCUACUGACACACUGAAGCUACCGAGGACUUGGAGGGGGUUUUGGGGUAGGGGGGUCCUCCCUCCCAGCAGGCCUGAGGGGGUGAGCCAGGGCAGGAGCCCUAGCCCUGGACAUUCUCUUCCCCUUAAUUCCCUCAUACACUGACGAGAGCCCUGCUGAGGGGCUGAUUUUGGGGGUCCUGGCCACUCCCCCCGCCGCCAGGGAAUGGGAGCCUUUGGAGGCUAAUGUUGCCUCCUCCCAAAUAUUUAAUUCCCCCCUUUUUUUUAAUUUCCUUUUUUACUUGGCGGCCCUGUCCUGUGCCUUAGUGCUGGCGUAGGGACUCAUCCCCACAGCCCCCCUGGGUGGGGGUACCCUGGGGUGCUUGGCUUUGGGGUCUGCCAGGGCCCUUUGGUGGUGCGGAUUAAUUUAAUUAAUUUAAAUGCUUAUUUAUGGUGGAGCCUUCACUCAGGGCCCUCGUGCCACUGGUGUCAGGGACAAGGGGCCUUGGGUGGGCUGGUGUGCGCUUGGCUCCAGGGGCGGGCAUUUGGGAUGUCCCCCCACCACGGAGGGGUUGACUGGUGCUUUCUCCCUGCUGGUGUAGGAUCUCUGCCCCCGUGGGGCUGCAGGUGUUGGGGAACCCAUGGAUGGGGGUGUUGGGGCUCAGGCUGGCACCCAAUAAAGUCCUGGUGAGGCUGGGAUGGGCUGGGUGCUCCUGGGGUGUGAUGGGGGGGUGUGAGGGAGUUUUGGGGCUGCGAGAUGAAGGGCGGGCGGCCUGUCCCCAUGUCCUUGUGUCCCCACACCCCCUUACCUGUUGUGACGCCCCAUCUCCUGGCUGGCACGCUGGGGUUGUGGGGUGCCAGCCGCCCCGUGCCUCAGUUUCCCUCCACCACCGGCCAUUUCACGGCCCAGGAAGCCACGGCACACCCAGGCAGGCUCCAGAGUGCCGGGGAAGGCGAUGUCCCCGCGGGGUGGCCAUCAGCCAGGCGUGCCACGAGAAACACCUCUUGUAUUGACGGCGGUGCCGCGAUACAGCGUGGAGAGGCCCUUCCCGGGGGGUCCCGUCCCAGCGCCGCCCCCCCCUCCUGUCCCACAGGGCGGGACCCCCCCGACCCCCCGACACGGACUCUAUACG
Messenger RNA from Ficedula albicollis (Collared flycatcher), 2458 nucleotides. It is a transcript of the gene ST3GAL4, whose product is annotated as ST3 beta-galactoside alpha-2,3-sialyltransferase 4. Gene Ontology annotation, molecular function: sialyltransferase activity. The coding region runs from base 128 to 1129 and encodes 333 amino acids. The record is from RefSeq and is a predicted model, not a curated record. Lineage: Eukaryota; Metazoa; Chordata; Aves; Passeriformes; Muscicapidae. The transcript is spliced from 11 exons. Gene Ontology annotation, biological process: glycolipid biosynthetic process.